Messenger RNA from Anolis carolinensis (green anole), 2323 nucleotides. It is a transcript of the gene tlcd5, whose product is annotated as TLC domain containing 5. The record is from RefSeq and is a predicted model, not a curated record. Gene Ontology annotation, cellular component: membrane. Bases 132 to 869 code for a protein of 245 amino acids. NCBI's taxonomy places the organism in Eukaryota, Metazoa, Chordata, Lepidosauria, Squamata, Anolidae. The transcript is spliced from 3 exons.
UAAUCGAGGAGGGGGAGAGAGACGCCUCCUUCCUUGCCAAGGGGGGCUGCGAAGGAACCCAGGGGGCGAGCCAGGCGGAGAGGACAGCCGCCCUCGGCCUGGUGGGCCAGGUAACCUCGCCCAAAACCAGCAUGGUGGCCAGUAUGGUCCUCCGCGUUGCCUUGAGUCUGGUGGGCUGGCUCUCCCUCUACACGUGGUCUUACCGUCGGCACAAGGACCGGACCUGUGAAUGGAGCUGCCGACUGGUCACUCUGACUCAUGGGGUCCUCGCCACUUGCCUCUCUGGCUACAUCGGCUUCAUUGAUGGUCCUUGGCCAAUGUCUUAUCCAGGGUCCCCAAACACCACCCUCCAGGUCCAUGCCUUGUGCAUGAGCUUGGGCUACUUCCUCUUCGACCUCGGUUGGUGUGUCUACUUCAAGGCGGAAGGAGCCUUGAUGUUGGCCCAUCAUACUGUCAGCAUCUUAGGGAUCACUGUGUCUCUUGCUCUGGGAGAAUCUGCUGCAGAAGUCAACGGCGUCAUCUUCGGUAGCGAGAUCACCAACCCGCUCCUGCAGGCCCGGUGGUUCCUCCGGCAGGUGGGCCUCUACCACACGCUCAUCGGGGACGUGGUGGACUUCUUCUUCGUGGUGCUCUUUGCAGGGGUCAGGAUUGGAGUCGGGGCUUGGCUGAUGUACUGCGUCUUGACCUCUCCGAAACCCAAGUGGUUCAUCAAGGCAGGAGGCGUGAUCAUGUACGCCGUGUCUUGUGUUUUUUUGGUCAGCAUCUGCCAAUUCGUCCGGAGGAAAAGCAUAAGGAAGUACCACGCCUGGAGGAGUUGGUGGAACAAAGAAAUGAACUUGAGUGCCAACGGAUACCUGAAAGAGCAUUGACCCCAACCCAGCCCAAGUCUGUCUCAAUGAUCUGGCAUUGAAAGUUACCCAGGGCUUGUCUCAUGAGGCGAUGUUUGAGAGAAGAACCAUAUUGGGAUGAAGAUCGAGUUUUGCUGGGCUGUUGGGUUCUAAGUGGAGAGACCCGCGUUCAAAUCCGUGACGUUCACUAUAAGCUAGCCAUAUUCUCCCAGCCUAACCUACCUCACAGGGUUGUUGUGAGGACAAAAUGAGAUACCUCCCACUCAUGUAGGACUGAGAUGUUUGGAAGAUGUGUAGGACACAAAGACAAUGGGUAGGUGGGCACAAAUCCUGUUCCUUUUCUAACACCAGGAAUAUUUACACUGGGGAAACCAUUAUGGGCAUGUGCUAUAGGCCAAACACAUUCAACAGGAUGAAAAACUAGUUUACAAAAUGAUCAGACUCCUUCUUUGGAGGCUUUUAAACAGAGGCUGGAUGGCCAUCUGUGGGGAGUGUUUUGUGCUUUUCCUGCAUGGCAGAAUGGAGUUGGACUAGAUGACCUGUGUGGUCUCUUCCAAAUCUAAUAUUCUAUUAAAAAGUUUGCCAUUUCCUCCUCCAGCACUGCCAUAACCUUAAGAGGAGUCAACAAGCAACAAGAUUUUAGUGAUCCAGCUCACUAUCUGUUUUCUGUUCCAAUAAUGGAAGUUCACAAUACAGUAGAAUCUCACUUAUCCAACAUAAAAGGGCCGGUAGAACGUUGGAUAAACAAAUAUAAUAAUGAGAGAUUAAGGAGAAGCCUAUUAGACAUCAAAUUAGGUUAUGAUUUUACAAAUUAAGCACCAAAACAUCAUGUUUAACAACAAAUUUGACAGAAAAAGUAGUUCAAUAGGCAGUAAUGCUAUGUAGUAAUUACUGUAUUUACAAAUUUAGCACCAAAAUAUCACAAUGUAUUGAAAACAUUGACUACAAAAAAUGUGCUGGAUAAUCCAGAACGUUGGAUAAGCAGAUGUUGGAUAAGUGAGUACUAUACUUUCAAAGAGGAAUGGAAGUAUUUCAGGAAGUUGUUCUGGUCCAUGAGCCAUUCGAUUCCAGCCAUAUGCAAGUUUCCCCAAAGCUAUGCAAAGAUAGAGAUGAUAAUGAUGAUUUUUAUUUCGUGUCAGGAGCAAAUUGAGAAACUGCAAGUCGCUUCUGGUGUGAGAGAAUUGGCCGUCUGCAAGGACGUUGCCCAGGGGACAUUGCCCGGAUGUUUUGAUGUUUUUACCAUCCUUGGGGAGUUCUUUCAUGUCCCCACAUGGAGCUGGAGCUGUUAGAGGGAGCUCAUCCACACUUUCCCUGGGUUGGAUUCAAACCGGCAACCUUCAGGUCAGCAAGCCAACGUUGAAGUCAUCAGUCUUGCCAGCACAAGGGGUUAACCCACUGUGCCACCGUGGGCUCCUUAUGAUGAUGAUAAUGACAAUAAGUAAUAAUAAAUAAUAAUAAACUUUAUUUGUAUACUA